AUGAAAAAAAAAAACGUAUUUUUAAACAAACAUCAUAUUAAAAAUAAAAACUUCCAGAGAAAGAAACAAAAGUAUUUUACUGAUAAAAAGUUUUUACGAAAAUUUAAAAAGAUUAAAGAAUUAAAUGAACCCCAAACUGAAAUUAUUAAAAGUGACCCCAUCAAAAAUUUCUUUUUUACUCCAACUACUGAAACAGAUAAAAAAGAAAAGGACAUAAAUGAAGAUAAUAACAAAGAUACGAGUAUAAAUAACGAGAGAGAAAUAAAAACAUCUGAUAGUUUAGAAGAUAUUGACUCAGAAAAUGAUAAUCAAAAUGUAAGUUCCAAAUAUAAUAACACAAAAAAAAAAGGAGGUAAAACUGAUAUUUAUAGGAAAGAAUUAAGUUUGGUAGAAAAAAAUAAACAAGGACAAUUAUCUAAAGAAGAGAAAGAAGAAUUAUUUUUAAAAAAAAAAAAAGAAAAAGAUGAAAAAAAAAAAAUACGAUUUCAAAAAUUUAAAAAGUUAAAUCAAAAAACGAAAAAAGGACAACCUGUUAUGAAAAAUUUAAUAAACCAUUUAAUAAAAAAAAUAUAA
Messenger RNA from Plasmodium vinckei vinckei, 573 nucleotides. RefSeq names its product conserved Plasmodium protein, unknown function. The transcript has a single exon. NCBI's taxonomy places the organism in Eukaryota, Apicomplexa, Aconoidasida, Haemosporida, Plasmodiidae. The record is from RefSeq and is a predicted model, not a curated record. The coding region runs from base 1 to 573 and encodes 190 amino acids.